Molecule: messenger RNA, 2750 nt
Organism: Cataglyphis hispanica
Lineage: Eukaryota; Metazoa; Arthropoda; Insecta; Hymenoptera; Formicidae
Product: transcription cofactor vestigial-like protein 4
Exons: 5
Coding region: 506-1009 (167 amino acids)
Biological process (GO): negative regulation of DNA-templated transcription
Molecular function (GO): transcription coactivator binding
Source: RefSeq, a predicted model, not a curated record
CAAGGGACGGAGGGUGCAGGGGAUGGACAGCCGAGGCCUGCCUGUCGGUGUCAAACGGGCCGCGCGCGUCCACCCGCCCGCAUGCCAUUAGAUUUUCGUCGUUUUCGAUGAAAACGCGUCUCCGCUGGCGGUACGACGCGCCGGCGACGAGGGUGCCGAGCUAUCGACGUCACGUUUGACCGAGUGUCAAUACACGGCGUAGGAGUGUCACACGACGUGAGAAUCGCACGAGUCUUCGCGUGCGGUGCGACGAGUGUGUUCACGGAGAGCGCUUUCUUUCGCAACUUGGAAGCAGACGAGGACAAGGACGAGGUAUCCUUGCCGCAAAGACAGCGACGAAGGAGGCAGCUCUACGCAGUGGAGCAAAGUGAGAAUUCGCGUAUCGCUGUCAGGGUGCACGCGAAUUUCGUGCGGGGGUGACACUCGAGAGGAGAAGGAGACGAAGAAGGAGGAGAGGAAAGAGGGAAGAAGUUGAAACAGAAACGAACGAAGGAGGAGGGAAGAUAUGUCCGCUGUCGAGAGUGCCUUGGACGUCCUCUCCAGAGCGGCGACGAUGGUGCAAGAGGAGAGACCGAAAACGACGAAUCUACAUCGGAAGCCGAGCAGUGCGUGGCGUAAGGAGCGUAGGAAAGAUCCGAUUCAGAGUGAAGCGUUGGAUAUGUCGGCGGCGCGGCAGCAUCAUCACCAUAGCAGACCGAGUGUGAUCGUCCCCACUAUGCCGCAAUCCGGUACUACGAUCGAGGACACCGCGGAGAUGCCUACGCCGACGGCGGUCCCUACUGCGGCGGGCGGACAGAGGACUGGCAUCAGGACGGCGGGUGGUGUUAGCGAUCCUGCGAUCGACGAGCAUUUCAAGCGAUCAUUGGGCCCGAAAGAAUACGCGGCCGUCUUUAACGCCACUAAUACUGACAAGGAAACCGGCCUGAGCGUUGAUGAUCACUUUGCGAAAGCUCUCGGUGAGACCUGGACGAGGCUUCAGGCGAUCAAUCGAAACAAGGAAUCCACCUAACCACUGGAGAAAUUCGUCAGGAAUCUUAUCAUCGUUCUCGUUGUCGUCCUCGUUGUCGUUUGACGACCAUCGUAACCCAUUCGGGUGAAAUCGUUCCAAUCUUGCUCGUUAAUUAUGCACUAGCGAUAAGUCAUUACCGAUAAGAAUUAAUUGCAUUCGCGCUUAUAUUCGAAGAGUCCGCAUAUUAAAGCAAAGCUGAAAUUAUAAGAAUUUUUAAAUAAUUGUUGAACUAAAACGUUGGAAGUUGAAUUGUCAGAUAGUACAAUUUUGUUACUGUGCACUCCCUUCAAAUUGGAUCUCUACAUCAAUACUCGACAUUUGAAAAGAUAUAAAUAAAAAAUGUUAAAACAUGACAGAUCAAAGUGGAAAGUAUAUGGAUUAAAUAUUAAAUACUUUCUAAAAUAUCGACUCACUUUUAUGUGACAUCUUUUGUUAAUACGUUAUUUGCUUAUAGGUUUGAAAUCGAUUAAUAUUUAUUCCUUUUCUCUCAUCAAAUGACAAAAUUAUGACUUAUACUUUUUUUCCACAUCGGACUCUUUUGUAAAACAUUUUGUUUUAAUUGGUACAUACUGUGCCGUAUAAGGAAGGUAUCAAGUGUCCUUGAUCUUCUCGCUUUUCAACUGGAUGCUCGAUGUCGUCGCUUUUUCAGACACGCGAAAUAAGAAGAACAUUGGGAAGGCUGGUCCGCUGCGCGUUACAUUUUGUACGGUGAGUGCAUCGCGUGAACGAAUUUGAUAUUGUUGUAUAUAUAAGCACGUAUUCCCUUACUACGCCAUCGCCACAGUCAUUACCGUAUAGUUCCAAGUUGUGUAUGAAUAUAAAAUUAUUUAUUAUAAUGUUUCAUAUAUUCCUCGCAAAAUACUAAGUUUAUAUAUAUGUACACAUACACAUAACACGCACAACACAUAUAUAUGUAUGUAUGUAUGUAUGCAAGAUGUUCUAUGUAAAUAGCAUAUGAAUCGAUAUUUUUUUUUCUUGUUCAAAAAUAAGAAAUUUCUUUUUUUAGAAAAUUGCCGUAAUUUUCACAUUAUUAAAAAAUGAGAUAUCUUGAAAACAAUACAUUUCCGAAAAUUUAGCUAAAGGAAAAAGAUGGUACCGGUUUAUGUUCUACCUUCAUAGGACAUCGUGUAUGUAUGUGUGUUUAUAUAAUGAUAUUUAUAUAAGCGUGUACGAGAGACUACAACACUGAAUAAUGUGAUACGUUCCCUGUUAGUAUAAAUAAUUUCAAUAAAGUAAACAAUAUUUUGGAAUUCGAUCGUAUACGAUUUACUUUUCAAAUUUCUGAUAUUUAAAUUUUGUCUUUAGAGACGAAUCUUUUAAUUCGUUUAAAAAUUGAUAAAACUAAGUUAAUAAAUUUCGCGCAAUUAGUAAUUAGAAAUAUUUUACGAGAUGUUUUUUCACGACAUCCUUUACAUAAUUACACUAUAAUUACACUAUACAUCUGACGGGCAGAAUAGUUUAAACAACUAUGCCACUUAAUUUGUCUCAACUAGGGGGAUAGGAUCAUUGUUGAUGAUACAUGUAUAUUGUAAUAAUGACCGUAUUGGAGGAAUGAAACGCGCACAAAAGGGUUAGUGAAAAGAACUGUAAUUUAAUAAUAAGACAGGACAUCGCACAAACGUAUAAAUAUUACUUUGUAUCGGCCAUAAUGCCGUACUAGUGGCUGUAAAAAAAGAAUGUAUAGAUAUAAAAAUGAUGUAUGAGAAAGAUUAAAAAAAAAAUAAGAAAACGUUUAAUUAUU